AUCCUUUCUGAUCAGUACCAUCUGCAGGACGUCCUGGAGAGAUCUGAUCGGGCCAUGGCUGUGGUGAAGGACCUGUUUGGAGAUGCCCCUCGCAGGCAUGCAGGCUUCCCAAAUGUGACGGUGGCUCCUGACUGUGACGUGGAAUCCGCUCAAGGACCCAUUGCUCAAAAGCGGGAUCCCCCCACGCAGCUCUCCGUUCUUAGUGAGUCCGUCAUGGAUCCCCAGGCUCUCAAUGAAGUAAGGGAAAGCUCUUCAGGCUUCCUGCUUGAGGGUGAGAACAUCCAAGAUGUGUCUUUCGACUCCAGAUCCAUCAUUGACGCGAACAGGGUGUCUCGCCUUCCAAAAGAGAAGGGCUCUGUGACCAAUUGCCACGAAAAGGCUAUCAAACAACGAGCAGGUGCCCCCUCGGCACAGGAAGCAAACAUGCUUGCGACUCCAACAGCAGACCUUCCGUCACCAGACUGUGCAGCCCUUAAUGCUACUAAGGUCGUGAAGAGAGUCCAUUCAAGACUCGAGAACGAAGAGCAGAUCGCUGACAUCACGUACAUAGUGCAGCAGGUCCUGAAUGCCAACCUGAAGAAGCAGAAGCAGACUCCAGCCAAAGUGAAGAAAACACACACACCACUGAUGCCAGCCGGCCAGAAAAAGAAUAACUCAAACUCUGCCCCAGUUUCAAGUGGCAACGUAUCCAGCCUCGAUGUCUUGAACCAGAUGAUGCGUGACGUGGAGCAGGAAAUGGACGACUACGAGCGGUGGACGGGGCGUGAGGUCCAGCCGGUGCCCAACGGUCACGGACUCUCUGGAUUCACUUACUCGCUGGUGAACGCUCUGUGUCGGGUGAUGAGCUUUUUGAAAGAGAGCGAGGCGAGGCUGCGUCAAGAAGCGCUGAAGAGGCAGCAGCUCGAAGGGGAAAUGAGCGAACAUAGAGCACUCAUCGACGCUUUGACAGCUGAAAUCCUCCUCAUGAGAGAAGAGAAUCUCACUUUACAGAGCAAGCUUCAGCAGUACAUGUUCGUCACAGAUGAGCAGCUGACUUCUCUCACUCGCGCACUCAAAGGGCUCCCCAUUUCAGAAUCUAACAGAGCGAGAAGCCCGGGAGAGACCAGCAGGCUUUCAAUCUGGAGUCCAGAGGCUAUUCAGGGAAAACCUCUUUUAAAUUAUGUUGGACCAAAGACAGAUACCUUCGGAGGUGAAAAGAUGCCUGAGCUCUCGCAAGUAGACCUUCCCAGUAAAGGUCCAGUGUCGCUGAGUCCUCCAGACCACGCAGAAGUCGGCCAGGUUUUAUCAUCUCCUCCAGUCCAUCCAGCCGUCUUGUUAUCUCCUCCUCUACAAAAGAACAGCCAGACAUCACUGCCUUUUCAGGAUGACUCCAGUGGGAGGGAGUCAGACCAAGAAGAAAGAUCUUCUGUCUCGAGCAAACCACUGACGGCGUGGGAGGACAGUGCCCUCUUCCCCCAGAGAGGCAGAGCUCCCUUCGCAGCUGGAGCCCCGCAGAACUCCCUGCAGACGGACAGCCACCCUGCCCAAGGUGCCUUCUCUGUAGCGGCAAGACCAGGCCUGGGUGGCUUUGCAGAGAGACUGAAUUUGGGCCCACCCACGGCGUGCGCACGGGAUGAUGACCUGCAGGGGCAGAUAGCCCAGCUCACGUUCCAGAACUCCGUGAUCCGAGCUCAGCUGAACCAAUCCCGGCCAUCUCAUCCAGAGAUGGGAGACUGUUCAAAGCAACCAGGCACAGCACAGAAUGCCUCGGGCAAGGAAGGGCAGGAAACCAGCCAAGCCACGAGCAGCUUGAAAGAGCCACCCAAGAGCCUGGAGCUGCAGCUGAUCAAUCAGCAGAAACUGGCCACGUUGGUCUCUGUCUCUCCGCCCAUUUCACCGAUUCCAUUGCCCGCUGUAAACCUGGGCGAAAGUGGAAGGAGGAAAAUUGAGGUGUCUAUUCCGGUGGCAGAAACUCUGGACAGUUCCAAAGAAGAUAUUCCUUCCCCUGCCAGUGGGACCAGCGCAAGAAGGUAA
Messenger RNA from Gekko japonicus, 2013 nucleotides. RefSeq names its product spindle and centriole associated protein 1 (gene SPICE1). The record is from RefSeq and is a predicted model, not a curated record. Lineage: Eukaryota; Metazoa; Chordata; Lepidosauria; Squamata; Gekkonidae. Gene Ontology annotation, cellular component: spindle; centrosome; centriole. Gene Ontology annotation, biological process: metaphase chromosome alignment; mitotic spindle assembly; regulation of centriole replication.